Messenger RNA from Sciurus carolinensis (gray squirrel), 3920 nucleotides. RefSeq names its product jerky protein-like. The coding region runs from base 918 to 2576 and encodes 552 amino acids. Gene Ontology annotation, molecular function: DNA binding. The transcript has 3 exons. Lineage: Eukaryota; Metazoa; Chordata; Mammalia; Rodentia; Sciuridae. Gene Ontology annotation, cellular component: nucleus. The record is from RefSeq and is a predicted model, not a curated record.
UCUGCUGCCGCACUUAUUCUCGCGCCUCCCCAGGGACGGGCCAAAGAAUGGCGGGCUAGUCACCUCCGGGUCCUGUCCCCGCGGGGGCCGGAAAAGACUCCUCAAGUCGGGAUCCGGGGUCACUUCCCUCGCCGCGUGAGCCUACCUGUAGACAGCGGUCUCACGGACCAAACACAUUUUUCCCAGAAUAGAUUUUUAUGAGCAUUUUCUUUCUUUAUUUUUUUUUUGAAAUAUAUUUUUUGGCCUUUCUGAGUAUAAAUCAGCUACCGCUGCAAGGCGUUAUGCUGUUAGUCUUAUCAUAGGCAUGGUCUUUGCAGUGCCCUAAAUGUAAGUGCCAGUGCAUCCUUCUCUGCUUCUGUUAAAGUGAUCCUCUUUAUUUGAGUGCGAUGAUCUUUACUAUUACACUUAUAUGGCAACUAUUCUUAGGCUGUCUCCUAACUACUUGCUUUUAAAGAAAAAUAACUGACAUAAAUUGAGCGCUUAUUUGUGCCAUCAUGGUGCUAAGCUUAUAAAAUGGAUUGUCUCACUGACCCUGAGAACCCUUUGAGGUUAAUCUCCCAGAGAAGAGAUUAGAGGCAGCCAAGGAGGAUGCUGUUGAACCAGUUAGAAGAUUUUUGCAGUCAUCCCAGCAAGAGAUGAUGAUGAUGUGAACUUGGGAAAUGGCACAGAAGAUAUAAAACAGAGGACAGAUUUCAGAGGUUCACAAUCUCUACUCUGCAAUUCCAAAAUAAGACAAAAACAGAAAACACUCUGAAACUCAAAAGUGUUUUGUGUGUUUGGCACCAGGACUCUUUGACGACAAAACAAACCGUGGAUAAACAUGAAGUCUCUGUUUUCUCAGCACUCAUAUCCUUUCAUCACACAUGCCUCUGUUAUUUGCUGACAUUUUGUGACUUGGGAAUUAAUAGCAUUGGAAAAUGUCCAAAAGAGUUAAAGAUAUACCUGUGGAUAACAGUGAGAAGAAGAAAAGGAAGCAUCUGUCUUUAUCAAUAGCUCAGAAAGUAGAGUUAUUACAGAAGCUCGAUGCUGGUGUGUCUGUAAGGUGUCUUACUGAAGAGUAUGGUGUGGGGACCACCACAAUAUAUGACUUAAAAAAACAAAAAGACAAAUUGCUGAAAUUUUACAGUGACAGUGAUAACCAAGAACUAAUGAAAAACAGAAAAACAUUACAUAGGGCCAAAAAUGAAGAUCUUGACCGUGUGUUGAUUGAAUGGAUUCGACAACAGAGAAGCAAAGAUAUGCCACUGACUGGUUUGUUGGUCAUGAAACAAGCUAGAAUAUAUCAUGAAGAACUAAACAUUGAAAGUGAGUGUGAAUAUUCAGAAGGGUGGCUGCAAAAAUUUAAAAAGCGUCAUGGAAUCAAAUAUCUUAAGAUGUGUGGUGAAAAAGCUUCUGGUGAUCAUGAAACUGCUGAAAAUUAUAUUGAUGAAUUUGCUAAGAUAAUAUCUGAUGGAAACCUUAGCCCUGAACAGAUUUACAAUGCUGAUGAAACAGCUCUGUACUGGUGCUAUGUUCCUAGAAAAACCUUAACCAUGGCUGAUGAAAAGGUACCAACAGAUUUCAAGGAUGCCAAGCAAAGGUUAACUGUUCUUGGAUGUGCUAAUGCUGCAGGUACACACAAGAUAAAACUGGCAGUGAUUGGAAAAAACCUUUAUCCAAAAUGUUUAAAAGGUAUAGGCAGUUUACCUGUGCAUUAUUAUGCAAAUAAAAAAGCAUCAGUAACCAGAGAAAUCUUUUCUGAUUGGUUCAACAAACACUUUGUGCCAGCAGCACGAGCUCAUUGCAAGAAAGCUGGAUUAGAAGACAAUUGCAAAAUUUUACUGUUCCUUGACAACUGUUCUGCACAUCCCCCUCCAGAACUUCUUGUGAAAAGUAAUGUUUUCAGCAUCUUCCUUCCCCUCAAUGUAACAUCUGUAAUACAACCUUGUGACCAAGGAAUUUUACGGUCCAUGAAGAGCAAAUAUAAACACUUUUUCUUGAACAGCAUGCUUGCUUCAGUCAACAGAGGCCUGAAAAUCCAGGACUUCCUUAAAGAAUUUAGUCUUAAGGAUGCUAUCUAUGCAAUUGCUAAUGCUUGGAAUGAUGUUGAUAAAUUAACAUUAACGAAUGCUUGGCACAAACUUUGGGCUACAAUGAUGUUUGAAAAUGACCUUGCCGAUGAGGAUUUUGAAGGAUUUAGAGACUCUAAUGAGAAGAUCAUGAUAUCAAAACUUAUUACUUAUGCCAAAAGUUUAUCAGCUGAAAGUGUAAAUAAGUUAGAAGAGGCUGACAUUGAAGAAAUAUUGAACAUUGAUAAUGACGCACCUGUUGUGCAUCCUUUGGGUGAGGGGGAAAUUGCUGAAAUGGAUAUAAAUACAGAUCUGUAUGAAGAUAGUAGCAGUAACGAUGACAUGAACACGGGUGAAAAAAUCUCUAUAGAACACCUGGUGAAAAUGUGUGACCAGUUAAUUGCUGGUCUUGAACAAUGUGCAUUUAUCAGUGAGCAAGAGAUCAUGGCAAUUUACUCAAUUAAAGAGAAAUUGCUUAGACAAAAACCUGUGUUAAGGAGACAGAUGACACUGGAAAAGGCCUUUUAGAAAGCUCUUUGUGGUAAUGCUUCUUUGUCACUUCUUUGUCUGGCUCAUUAUCAUAUAUCUAGCUGCCACCUGGUUUUAUAGGCAAUGGUAAUAUUGGUGUAACCUUUUCUCCAAGAUUCUCUAGGAACCAGAAGUGAUGAACAUUUAUUGCAUUUAUUGUGUUAUGGAUUAGUUUUCAUCAGAAUGAACUUAAAUUUUUACUUAAAAUUUUCCUUUAAAAUGAGAAGUUUUAUCAAAAGUAAAAGAAAUAAGAAGCUUAAAGUACAUAUAGUCUAUAUCCUAUUUCAUCUACCAGUAAGUUUAUUUACCAACAAAUUUUAUUUACUGAUACAUUCACUAAUUUAUUUAUGUAAAUAAAUCAUUUUAUUUAUGGUCUUUAUUCCAUUUUGUAUAAUUUUGUGUAAUUUGGUGUUGGGUAUUGAACCCAGAACCUCACACUCACUAGGCAAGCACUCCACCAUUGCUACAUCCCCAACCCUUCAUACAUUUCUUUACAGAAAUGUAUUAAUAUGUUUCAUUACAGGGUACAAUUUCAUACCCACUUGGUGUAUUACAAACUUAUAUACUAUAUGUAUUAUAUGCCAAAGAAUUCCAAUUUUUUUAUCUAUUGCAAAAAAAAUCUCACUUCCAAAACACAUGUGGUCCCCAAGGUUUUGGAUUAGAGAUUAUGGCCCUGAAAUACUAAACCUUUGUUUUGCAGAUCCAUUGAGAUGAUCCAUGUAAAGUGCCUGGUACAAAAUACUCAUUAAAUGAAGUUGCUAUUACUAUUAUUGUAUUAUUCUAUUCUUAAAAUGUGGGACAAAAGACCUUUCCGAUAUAAUAGUUAAAUAAGUUAACCUAAUGUAGUUAAUAAUAAGCACUCUUCAAAUUUUAUCACCCUAAGAGAAGCUUUGGUAAUAUGCUAAUGAUGUGUACUUGAGUAUCUCCUAAAUCUUCAUCCAGAGUUGGAAGCAUUUCCUGCAUCAGAAUAUAAAACAUGUCAUGCCACGUUGAAUUACAUUUCAUGUAAAUAAAAUGUAUCUACUUCUAGUUUUCUCUUUUUCAUCAUAUAAAUAUAAUUAAUCUGUAUCUGUCUGCUAAAUAUUCUCUCAGGUCAUUCUGCCACAAACACCACAUAAAUAAGAACUUAAUUGUGAUCAAGGGUCCUUAACCCUCUUUGUAUAACCUCCACUAUCAUAAGAAUUUGAACAUAACUGAAUAAAUAAAAUUGGUAUUCUAUGUAAUAAAUAAGGGUAUUCUCAGCCUGAUGAAUGUGAAUUGAUUCGAUAUAGCCUGAACUUUGUUUUGGUUUCUUUGUAGAAUUUGUUCACUUAAAAUAUAAUAUUUAUUGCUUCUCUUUCAUUA